AUGAGCAAAAGAAACAAGAAAUCUAAAGUUGUUACCUUUGGACCGUUGCCUAAUGAGGACAGUGAUCAGGACGAUGAGAAGGAUGUACAUGUUCACGGGACACCAUGCUCUGAAAUGGGAGUGUGUGACCAGGGCUCUGCAGUCAAAUUCCAGGUUACCUCGAUCACCAGCAAGAAGAAAAAGGAUGGAAGCAGACAGGAAUGGAAGUGUCUGACUCCAGUGCGGAGGUCACUGCGGAUCCAUCAGUCGGCGGGUCAGUAUCCGCAGGUAGUAAAGGAACAUGACAUUGUGAUGGCUUCUCUGGAGGGGGUCAUGGACAUGUCUGACACAGAGGCUUACCUGUAUGUGAGAAAUGAAGCUCUCCCAGAGGAAGCAGAUCACCCCAUCCUUAGUAUGGUAAAGCAGGACAGCUCAGAGGGUGAAGUGUGA
Messenger RNA from Nanorana parkeri, 429 nucleotides. Its product is annotated as cytoskeleton-associated protein 2-like. NCBI's taxonomy places the organism in Eukaryota, Metazoa, Chordata, Amphibia, Anura, Dicroglossidae. The record is from RefSeq and is a predicted model, not a curated record. Gene Ontology annotation, cellular component: cytosol; mitotic spindle; centrosome. The coding region runs from base 1 to 429 and encodes 142 amino acids. The transcript is spliced from 3 exons.